GUUGCAAGCACUUUCGUAACUCUUGCAUAUUAUCGCCCAAAAAUAAAAUCCGAAAUUAUAAAACCUCACAAAUUUAUCUUGUUUAUCAGUUUGCUAUAGAAUUUAAACAUGCUUGCCCGACAACUUAUCAAUGGUGUACGAUCGAAGAACUUGUGUUUGUCUCAGAGGUUUCAAAGCACCCUGGUCAUAGCAGAGCAUGACAAUGAAAAGCUCACACCAGUCACCCUCAACACAGUGACAGCAGCAAAUAAAAUUGGAGGAGAUGUUAGCCUACUGGUCACUGGAACUAAUUGUGCUAAGGUUGUGGAAGAAGCCAGUAAAAUAUCAGGUGUUUCUAAGAUUCUCUUGGCUGACAAUGAAGCAUUCAAAGGAUUCCUUCCAGAGGCAAUUACUCCACUAGUGCUUUCAACACAGAAACAAUUCUCAUUCUCUCACAUUCUGGCUGGAGCCACAGCAUUUGGAAAGGGUCUACUGCCACGUGUAGCAGCUAAAUUGGAUGUGUCUCCAGUGUCAGACAUCAUUGAAGUUAAAACAGCAGACACAUUUGUGAGAACCAUAUAUGCAGGGAAUGCCAUCCAAACAGUGAAAAGCAAUGACACUGUCAAAGUUGUUAGUGUGAGGGGAACUGCAUUUGAGGCUGCUGAUACUACAGGGGGAAGUGCAAGCACAGAAGAUGCUCCAGCCCCAUCGGAUGAAAAUACUUUAUCAUCAUUUGUGGGCCAAGAACUGAGCAAGAGUGACAGACCAGAACUUACUAGUGCUAAAGCAGUCAUAUCUGGAGGUCGUGGCAUGAAGAAUGGAGAAAACUUCAAAAUGUUAUAUGACCUAGCUGAUAAGAUGAAUGCAGCUGUAGGAGCCAGUAGAGCAGCUGUUGAUGCUGGGUUUGUGCCUAAUGACAUGCAGGUUGGCCAAACGGGAAAGAUUGUUGCACCAGAUCUGUAUGUAGCAGUUGGUAUAUCAGGUGCUAUUCAGCAUCUAGCAGGCAUGAAGGACAGCAAGGUGAUUGUAGCCAUCAACAAAGACCCAGAGGCCCCCAUAUUCCAGGUGGCAGACUAUGGGCUUGUGGCUGAUCUAUUCAAGGCAAUUCCUGAAAUGGAUGCUGCUGUCAGUUCAUAGAAUUCUCCUAGACUCCAGAUUCUCUCGAUUUCCUGAUAUACCGACACAACAGAAGUCUCUUAUAAUAUAGAAAUGCCAGGAAAUAUAUCACUUUGGGAAAAUAAAUAAACAGAAGGGGACAUAAAAAGUAAAAUGGACUAAUGAGAUGAUCAAUGCAAUACUGUAUAGACUAUGUGAUAUAUGUUGAAAUUGAAGUUCUGUUGAUCUGUACUAAAUUAACAGGAGAAAAAUUUGGAUUUAUUCAUUGUUGGUGACUGUUUUAUCUUUCUUCCUUUUACUCUCCAUAGGAUAAGUGAUGUAUGAUGUAAAACAGUAAAUGUAAUUGUGAAGGUACAGGUCACAUUGUAAAUAAUAGAAAAUUUAUGUGUACAUGAACCAUUAUGUGCUCCAAAUAUAAUUAAAUUAAGAUUGUUUUAAAUAA
This is a messenger RNA of Owenia fusiformis, 1537 nucleotides long. The record is from the annotation of a GenBank genome assembly. Lineage: Eukaryota; Metazoa; Annelida; Polychaeta; Sabellida; Oweniidae.